AGCGUUAGAGGUAGGAACUAACUCAGUACAAGGAGGUACGAGUGACUGGAUUUAACAUGAGAUUUCGGUUUUGUGGAGACCUCGAUUGCCCUGAUUGGGUGCUAGCCGAGAUAAGCACUCUUUCAAGAAUAUCCUCUGUAAAAAUGAGACUUCUAUGUGCUCAAGUUAUCAAGAAUUUGCUUGGGGAAAACAUUGAUUAUGCCAAAGUAGAGAAGCUCACCUCAGAUGCCAAGUACGAACUGGGGGACGUCAAAGCUACUAUAGCUGCUCUUUCUUUCAUCCUUUCGAGUGCAGCUAGGUAUACUGUAGAUGGAGAUUCGUUAUUGAAUGAACUACAACAGCUAGGAUUACCAAAAGAGCACAGUGGCUCGCUGUGUAAGCUUUAUGGCGAAAGUCUUUCAAAGUUGCAAGAAGCUUUUCUGGAUAAAACACUGAAAUUGGAUGGAAUUUCUAACCUGGAAUGGAGAGUUGACUAUGUGCUUGGUUCGAGCGAACUAGAGAAAAUUCGUGAGGCCGAAGUUCAGGUUAAAUUCAACAAGACGAGUGCGAAUAAUCAGGAAGGAGAACCUGUUGCAUUUACAGUGACUUCUGAGAAGUUUAGGGUGUUACUUGCUGAAUUGAAACAAGCUUAUACUUUGAUGGAAGGAAUGUCAUAAUGGCUGCAUUGUAAUAGUGCUAAUAAUAUUGCAAAUAUUAUACAAAGUACUAUAGCCAAUUUUUCUCUAAAAUGGAAAUGACAGAGAAUUAAAAUUCAAGAGAGGAAUAGAGAUGUUUUAGUGGAAGAGGGACUACUUUUUCACUUUUGUAUGUUUUCCCAUUUCAGACCAAAUCAUUUUCUUGAGCAGUUGAACAGGUUUCAAAAGACUGAUAGUAUGAACAUGCUGUUUCAUGAUAAUAAGUGUAUCUUUUCUAAGCAAAGGCCUUACUCAUGCUGCAGCCCUGUUUAUUCUUGAGAAUAAAAACCUUUGUUUAUCGCACAUAAAUUUAUUUUCUAAAAUGCAAGCCUAUACAUGGAGGAAUUUAUUGUUCCAGUCAACAUGGCUGCCAUUUGAGUAAGGCCCAUUUUUAGUGAAUGAGCAAAGAUAUUAGGUGCACUGUUUGAUCCAGAGGAUGUAAAAAUUAUGCGUUGUGAUAGUACGCCAGGUGAUUUUGCAGUCAUAUGAAAGCGACUCUAUUUCUUUCUUUUCCAUGAUUAGCUUUGCAUUGAUUGGAUCAAUUUUAGUAUGCAAAAGGUUUAAAAUUGGUAAACAUGCUUAAUGAAAAAAUCUUCAGUUAUGCAUUCAAUCAGCUGAAUAAAUCUCAUGGUGUACCAAUCUCAUUAUAAGACUGUUUGCAAUGACUGGCAAACACUGUCUGUCAAGCUCAAUGAUUCAAGUAGUUUUUAUAGUAAUAUGAUGGACAAAGGAGUAUUUCUUUACUCAAGCCAUAUAAAGUGUCUCAAGUUUAAUGGUGUAUGUAGAUGACUGAUAUUUUUUAUUAUAACACAAAGAAAAUGAAUAAACAAAUAGAAUAUCACCCAGAAAUAUCAUGCACUAAGAUCAUUUUGUUCAAAGUUUGUUUGUACUUGUACGUUAAGUUUGGAACAACAUAUUAUAUUGAUUGUUUCUAAGGUGCUGAUUGUAGCAUUUGAGUUACACCUGGCCUAAAGGUAGUCAGAAGGAAAGUGCACUAUGGGAUAGCUUGGGGUAAGAAUGGCACCAACCUGUGUAGAAUUCAGCUUCCUUAGAGACGUCACGUAUCAUAUGACAUAUUAAGACCUAAGUACCUAAAUCACCAAGCACUGCUAGCUCCAAUAUGUUACCAAUCCUCCACACGCUCACUGGAUCUUCUCUUAAGAUGAAUCAAAUUAUUUCUCAUAGCUAAUAGUACUAGUGUAGGGCUAGUUAACCAGGGUUCAAAGUUUGCUUAAGCAAAAUGGCAAAAUGCAUGUUGUUUCCCAUUUGGCCUGGAAAAAUAAAUUAGGUUUCCAGUCUU
Messenger RNA from Actinia tenebrosa (Australian red waratah sea anemone), 1974 nucleotides. RefSeq names its product COMM domain-containing protein 4-like. Lineage: Eukaryota; Metazoa; Cnidaria; Anthozoa; Actiniaria; Actiniidae. The record is from RefSeq and is a predicted model, not a curated record.